CUAGUGAAACAAUGCACAGCUAUGAUUGAGGCCGGGAAGAUGUUUAGCAGCACCAGUGGUGCAUUUGUGUUAGGUGUGAGGGAUCUUGCCAAUUACUUCAGUGACGACAACCUUGUGUCUGACAAUACAAAAGUCUCAGCAAGCUUGAACCGGUUUGCUCAGGCCAUGUCUGAGAUGCUCAAGUACUUUAAUAUUUUAAUGGACCAAGCUCACAGAUCUGUCUGCAAGAAUCUGAACUCUCUAAUAAAAAAUGAUAUCAAGAAGGUGAAGGAGACCAAGAAACUGUUUGAGAAAAUCAGCGAUGACAUGGAUACAGCCUUGAAUCGAAACUCUCAGGCCCCAAAGUCAAAAAUUCAAGAGUGUGAGGAGGCGCAUAAUACUCUGACUGCAACCCGUUCAUGCUUCGCGCAUACGUCUCUAGAUUAUGUCUUUCAAAUAAACGUGCUCAACUCAAAGAAAAGAUUUGAUAUUCUUGAUACAAUGUUGUCUUUCAUGCACGCACAAAGCACAUUUUUUCACCAAGGUCAUGACCUUUUUCAAGAUCUGGAAACUACUUACAUGAAAGAAAUAGCUGGACAGGUUGAAGAGCUCAGCUCCAAAGCUAAAAUUGAGAUGAAGGAGAUGGAGGAAAGGCACACGCUGGUACAGAAGAAG
Messenger RNA from Candidula unifasciata, 654 nucleotides. NCBI's taxonomy places the organism in Eukaryota, Metazoa, Mollusca, Gastropoda, Stylommatophora, Geomitridae. The record is from the annotation of a GenBank genome assembly.